Molecule: messenger RNA, 2211 nt
Organism: Cydia amplana
Lineage: Eukaryota; Metazoa; Arthropoda; Insecta; Lepidoptera; Tortricidae
Exons: 5
Coding region: 205-2172 (655 amino acids)
Source: RefSeq, a predicted model, not a curated record
AUAAUUAUAUUUUUAAAGUAAGAACUGGUUGAGGUAAUAUUCUGUCAUCGUUUAAUCUUUUUGACAAGUCAUUCUUCUUUACCUGUCACAAUGUAGAUAUUUCGUCUUUGCACAUAACACAAAAUUCUUGUCGUAAGUUUACUAUUUUCUAUAAUUUUGGUGAUAAAUUUAAAAGUAUGCCGUGGAAGAGAAAAGUAAAAUGUGAUGGAAAAUAGAAAAUCACCAUCAAAUAAGAAGUUAUUACAUAACCAAGAAGAAAACGUUCGUCAAGCAAAGUGUGAUAUCCCCGCCCCUGGCUCGUCCAAAAAACCACUUCUCCUAGACUUAGUGACACUCCUGAAUAAAACAAACCAACAGCCAUUGCAACAGGUUCACGUCACAGUCCAACCACGAAGUCCUGCCAUCAAGACCCUCUUUCUCGCCGAAAAGAGACUAUUCAAUUCAAGAAAGGAAUCAGAGAAAUCUAGGUCUUUACUUGCAAUCGGAGAUCACCUGCCUUUCAGUACUCAUUUUGCUGACACACAUCCGAAUUCUGCCAGACCUAUUGUUGGUGACAAAAAACAGACAAAGAAGCAAGAAAUAUCUGACAAGACCUUUGCUGAAGCGUUCUACCGGCAGGUAGAAGGACCGCCUGAUAAACCUAAUGACGAUAAGCAGAAACUCGGGCCAAAGGAAAAAUGUUUUGUUCAUGUGCACCGCCACGAAAUAAACCAUCACAAUCUGAAGCAAAACUUUAAUAAAAAAUCUAAUUUUGAUAGAAAAAACCGUAAACUUAUAGAUGCCGACUGUUCGUACGAUAGAAACUUAUUUGCCUCAAUAAUCAGGUUGAAUAACAGAGUAGAGUUUUUAAAAAGUUUAGUAAGAACACAAGAAAUGGUCCUAGGUGAUUGCGAUUCUCACAAUUCUCUGUCCUCGUCAGAUGAAGAGUCCAGGGACAACAUGCCUGGUCGUUACUCUGGGCCGGCUCGACCAGGGUGCAGUUACACAGAACAUUACAGUCACAUUCCAGAAACAUCAGCGUUUCAAAGAUAUGCUCAACAAUCAAGCUCAUUAUCACCUAGCAAAGUCGCUACUAUAGAAAAAGAACAUAAUUCAGAGCAAUACAAAAGAGACUUUACAACUUAUGAUGGGCUCACGGCGCGAGGGAGACGGCAGUGCGCCUCUGCGACUUCUAAGAGAGACGAUGUGCCGCAAGCCGCCGAAAGGAUAACCAAGAUACGGCAAAAACUCAACCCGGUACGCGAUUACAGACUGAUGGAUACCGUACAUUACUUAGCGCAGGGCGAGUUCGCUCCACGCAAUGACGGUAUAAAACUAACUCCAUCUCGAGAAGCCGUGCUAAGUGAUAUCAUCUGGGAGGACGUCUGCCGCACACAUUGGCCAUCGGCCCGCUUGGGGCGCCGACACACACAGGAGAGGAAUAACACGAGAAGCGAACUGCAGCGGCUAAUAGACAGUCUGCUCAGAGAGCGUGUGACUCACGUAGAACGCAGACGACGACGCCACUACAGAAUAGUGAAGCACACGCAGCAGAGUUCGGGGCGGGUCGGCAAAACUGGCGAUAUAAUCGUGGCCAGUGGCAAGCACAAACAUCGGGAUGACGACGUACCGAAUGGUCACACUCAUCAUGCCUCUGGCUUGAUGCUUUCUAGUAUUAAGUGGCCCCAGCAUCGAAGUCACAGAAGUGAUGAUCGGUUGACAUCACCUGAGAGACGACGCGUGCAGGAGGAAUGUACACCGGGGCCGAGCUACGCAGUGCCACGGAGCAGACGCGAACCGACCUGCUGCUACCACGCGGCUGGCCCGUCCAGACAAUCAGAAAAAUCAAGAAACAAUUGCGAAUAUACUAAGGAAAGAAAUUCCAGUAGUAGCACUGCUUCGUCAGAGAAACAUAGAAGAAAUCCGCGCUUGAUUGUUAAAAAAGACUCUUCGCGCAAAAAAUACCACGAGAAAGAGCUGAACCUUGAACAUUUUAUUUUACUUCCAACUUUGGUGGUUCGCACGCCCUCUAACGUGAGACGUCAGAAGAAAUUUAAUGAAUUGUAUCAUCGUAUUCUAAAUCAAUUAAGCACUGAGCAAAGCAGCAGAUCUAGAGACCAAACCAACACUAAUUCUCAUUGCAAUUGUAAAAAGGACUCGGUGACAUCAAUGGAUCAUGGAAAAAACAAGUAACACAACUGAAUUAAAAGUAAGAUCUGAACUGUUCAUUCU